AACUUUCUUAAACUUUUCUAUGAAUUCAUCUAUGAAUCAUUUGAUGAACUAGUUUUGUUUAUAUGUAACAACAAAUAAAUAAAUAAUUAUUUAAUUUUUGAAUGUUUAUUAUAAUUCACGAAUAAUUUAGUCGAAGAUACCUAAAAAAGAAUGUCUCUAAAAAUCAACUUGGAAAUAGGACACGAAGCUACUCUAAGGGCCAAAAAUACCCCUGAAGGGUUUACUCAUGACUGGAAAAUUUUUGUUCGUGGAUGUGAUGGUGCAAAUAUCCAUUAUUAUGUAGAAAAGGUAGUUUUCUACUUGCAUGAAACAUUUCAAAAGCCUAGAAGAGUAAUAAAGGAGCCACCUUAUUCAGUAAAAGAAUCUGGAUAUGCCGGAUUCAUCAUACCAAUCGAAAUUUACCUUCGAACUGGUAGCGAACCUAAAAAGAUCAAAUUCAGUUAUGAUCUAUCAUUACAAAGGACUGGGCCACCUGUGCGAAAAGUCAAGAGGGAGAAGUAUGUUUUUACUUCACCGCCCGAUGACUUGAGAGACAAAUUGCUUAAGGGUGGUGCUGUUGUAACCAGUAAUUCUCAGGAAUCAAGUGAAAACAAAUCUGUUUUACAUGAAGAAAAAAAUCAGCUCAUAAGCAAACCAAAGUUGAGUGGAGAUAUACCUCCGAAGAAGCCUAAAUUUGACCCGCCUUUAUCAAAUAGUUUCCAGGAUCUUUUUGGCACGCCUAUAACGAAGACGUCGAAGCCGCCAGAAACGAAAGUCUCACUACCAGCUAAAGAGAACAAAAGCAACUCGAAACCUGAAAAGGACAGAAGUGCUGAUAAAGUAAAAAAUAAGCACAUUCCACAGAAAGAUAAGGAAAGGGAAAGGGAUAAAACAGAAAGAAAAGAGAAAAAAGAAGAAAAGAAAAAAGAUAAAGAAAGGAGAGAUAAGGAUAGGGAAAGAAACAAAGAAAAGUCAUCCAAAAUGGAUAAGUCUCCAAAAAUAGAACCACCAAGUCCAAAAAAUACUUCUCCAAAGCCAAGCAGUCCAGUUUCUCAUACGUCUCAAGGAUCAUCCAGUGAAAGGCACAGAGAAAAAGAUAGUAAAAUGAUUUCAGAUGAGAGAGAUAAAACAGACAAAGGAGAUGAUGAUGAGAGAAAAAGUAGAAAGGAGAAAAAAGAAAGGGAUAAGGAGAAGCAUCGAGAGAGUAGUAAAAAUGAAACAAAAAAUAAGGAAACACGAAGUAAAGAAGGCUCAUCUCAAGGGCCUGAUUCAGCUUCGCAUAUGCCUACAGAAUCAAAAACAGAUGAAAAGCACCAAAAGAAAGAUGAUCAAAAAGGAGAUGAAACACGUGAAGCAGAAAGAAAAGAUAAACCUGAAGAAAAAAAGCACAAGCAUAAAAAAAAGGAUAAGAAAAAGGAAAGAAGAGAUGAUGAGGAAAAGAAAACUAAAACACCUCCAAAAGUAGAAAAGGAAAAAAGCCCAGAAGUAAUAUUAGUUUCUAAUACGUCUAGUUCUCCGCGUUUGGAGAUUGAUUUGUCAGAAACUAAUGAUUUAUUCAGUAAUAGUCCGGAAGCAGUACCAUCUACCUCAAGAAGUGGCGAAACUCGAGCAGAAUCGUACGCACCAGUGCCUGAAAUACAUUCAGUGAGCUCAGGUAGCAGCAGAAGUUCAUCGCCCAUGCAGGAAGAUUAUGAUGGUGCAACAGAUAGUGCAAGAAAACGUAAAAGAUCAAAUUCAUCUGAUCUUGAGGAAUCUCCUACCAAAUUGAGGAAGGCGAAUACAGAACCUGUUUCUGGCGAUGAGGAGAUGUCAGAUGUUGAAGAGGUGACGAACCCAACUCUGCCGUAUACUCGUAUUGAUCCUGAAACUGGCCAGGAAAUCGAGUAUUAUGAAAUGGGGGAGGAAGAGUACUAUACCUUGUUAGCUCUCAAACAACGAAUCAAUGAUAUUAGAGGUACUCCUCUGAUGGAAAAGGUGAUUGAUUUGGUUUCCGAUACCGGUAACUUUGAAAUAACCGAGACAUUCGACUUCAAUCUUAGCGAGUUGGAUGAAGAUACUAUCGCCGAACUCCUGGUACUGCUGCCACCCCCAUCAACAUCAACAUCGGCGUCUCCUUCGUCAACACCUUCAACAUCAGCAUCCCAAUCGCCUGCAGAAUCACCGGCACAGUCACCUGUACAAUCGCCCGCGCAAUCUGUUUCACCUUCACCAUCACCAUCAGCCUCACGGUCACCAUCUCCCACCCCAUCAUGAAAAUUGAUCUCAAAGCAGUGUAAUAAAGGAUGCAUGUUGAUGAUUUAAAAUUAUAUUAUAAUAAUCCUGAUUUUUUAUGUACCUGGUUAGUAUUUUAAUUUGAAAUCUUCAAAUGAAGUUCUAUAUAUACAUUCAUAGUUUAUGUGAGGAUAUGAUCCAUUUUAUUCAUUUAUUUAUGCUCGUAUAUAUUCUCUUCAUUGUUUUCUUAUUUCUUGAUUCUUUUGCAAUAAAAUUUUCAAUGAUA
Molecule: messenger RNA, 2476 nt
Organism: Coccinella septempunctata (seven-spotted ladybird)
Lineage: Eukaryota; Metazoa; Arthropoda; Insecta; Coleoptera; Coccinellidae
Gene: ear
Product: protein ENL
Exons: 9
Coding region: 151-2232 (693 amino acids)
Biological process (GO): regulation of DNA-templated transcription
Cellular component (GO): super elongation complex
Source: RefSeq, a predicted model, not a curated record